ACGCCAUAUUGGUUUCUAAAAUUCGUCCAAUAAAUGGAGUAAUUAUUUAUAUGUGUUGGCUAUGAUAAGCAUUAAGUUAUAUAAAUAUUUUCAAAAUUAUUGAAUUAGAUUAAUUAUUUUUCCAGUUGCCUUAGAUAGCCGGUGAUAUUAGUAAUAAUUAUUAUUUUGGUUUAAAAAUUUUUUUAAAUUAUUUUUAAAAAAUAAAGUUAUUUUUAAAGUUGAAUAUAAUUACAUGUAUUGUGUAGAGUAAUCAAAGAAACAACAUAUAAAAUGUAUUUGUAUAAAUCAAAUUUGAUUUGUCGCGCUUAAGUAGUUAUCAUCUAUGCAAACAGUGACUUCUGAACGAAUUUGAACAUCAAUCAAUAUGAUGUUCUAGUAAUCUGUCAAAUAUACUUAACAUUAUUAAUUUUACGUAUAAUUAAGUUUUAAAUCAGUAGAUUAUAAACUUAAAAUUAACUUUUUUAAAUAUUGUUCAUCAAAAACUUUUAAAAGAAAAAUAUUAACAAAAAAUCAUCAUGUCAAAGGAAAAUAUUAAUUUACCAAGAGCUCCAAAAGAUUUAUGUUUUUCUGAAAUUGAUUUUAUUCAGCAAAAUUUUAAUGUGGAUGCUUUUCUUCAAGAACAUAAAAAAAAUACAAAAUUAGAAACAAUGCGAGAUGAUCUUGGAAUAUAUUUAAAAUUAUUGAGAUCUGCUAUGAUUGAUUUAAUUAAUAAAGAUUAUAUAGAUUUUGUAAAUUUAUCAAGUAAUAUGAUUGGUUUAGAUAAAGCUAUUAAUGAUUUACAAACACCUUUGGGUCAACUAAGAGAAGAAGUAAUGCAAGUACAGCAGAUUUUAGAUGAUGAAGUUGUGACAAUUACUCAUAACAUAAAUGAAAAUAAGAAAGUUCGAGAUUAUAAACAAAGUAUAUUCAGUUUACAAUAUAUCUAUAAAUCUUUAAAUAAACUUACAUCUAUUUUAUGUUUAAAUACAUUCCUUGAAAAUCCUGUUAAAAUAGACAUCUUAGAACAAGCUGCAGCAGAAUUUAAUCAAUUGCAAUUUCAUAUGUCUAGAUGCAAACUAAAUAUUACUAACGAAAAACAAAAAGAAAGUGAAAAACUAGAACAAUCUUAUAUGACACAUCUCAAUGAAUUUUUUUUAGCAUGUAUACAAGAACAAAAUUCUAUCUUAUUAAUUCGUUGUUUAGGAAUUUAUGUCACACUUGAUAAAAUAUGUGAUGCAGAGAAUUUAGUGAGAAAAGAGAUUAUUAGUCCAUUGAUAUAUAGCAUAAUUAAUAUAGAAAAUUUGCAAACUGAUUUAUUAGGUCUACAAAAUAUAUAUAGUAAGUUGUUGACCAUCUUAAAUGUAGAGCUUAAACAAUUAUUAGAUAUCACAUUACAUCCAAAUAGACUUUCUGUAAAAGGUUUCAAUUUUUUAGUAAAUAGUUUUUGGAUUGAUGUAGAAGAAAAAAUCGAACAUUAUAUAAAAUGCAUCUUUGCUCCUGGAGAUCCAAUAUUAUUCCAUUCAAGAUAUGUAGCAACUUUGGAAUUUUUAGAAAAGUUAGACACUGAAUGCGUUACAUCUGAAUGUUUAAUUGCAUUAAAAAAUAAUUCACAAUACAAAAAUUUUUUAAAAAAGUGGAAUUUACCAGUAUAUUUUCAAAUUAGAUUUCAAGAAAUAGCUAAUGGAAUUGAGACAAUUUUAAUUGAACCAAUAUCACCAACAUCUAUAAAAGGAACAUUGGAAUCUCUUGCAUUGCAAAAUGAAUUUUCUCUUUAUACAACUUACAUUAUAUGGGAAAAUCUACAAAAAAUUUGGGAUAAUAAUAUAUAUCUGUAUCAACUCUUUCAUAAAUUUUGGAAAUUCAGUCUUCAAAUAUGUGCUAGAUACCAAACAUGGAUCCAAACAGUACUUAAAGAGGUAUGGCCAAUAGAAAAUGAAAUUAACAAUUCAAACAAAAUAGAACAUUCUACAAAACUUAAUUUCUUAAUCUGUUUAUAUAAGGAUGCAGAAAAAUUUAUAAAUAUACUUCCAUCUCUUUUGGAAAUAGCUCGAAUAAAACUUAAAGAAGAAACUCCAACAGUAUUGAAAUUGUUAAAAGAUUCUCUUGAUGAAACAAUAAAAAAUUUAAAAAAGAUUUGGCCAGAUAUUACAAAAGAAAUUGUAAAUGAAUUAUUGAAACAAUGUGUAGUACAUUUGAAAGAAGUUAAUGAUAUUCCAAGAUUAUUUAGACGGACAAAAAGGGACAUACCAACUAAAUCAUGUGCCUAUAUUAAAAAUACUCUUGCAUUUCUUAUCAAUUUUCAUGCAGAUUACAAAAAAAUAAUACCAGAUGAUGUAAAUUAUUGGUUACAAUUGACUCUUUCCUCAUUAACUGAACAUUAUCUAAUUUCUGUAAAAGAUGUGCUUACUUCAGUACAAAAAACUGAGGAAAGUAUAAGAAAAUUGAAAAAAAUACGUACAUACCUAAAUAAAUCUUUAGGUCCUUAUUCACCUGACGUUCAAGGAAUCAGUGAUGAUGAAAAAAUACGAAUUCAAUUAAAAAUUGAUGUACAAACUUAUGUUAACAUGAUUACAGAGAUGCAGAUUUCAACUUCAAAUGUACUUUAUAUGAAAGAGUUAUUAUACACUGUUGAAACAGCAAUAAAAAAAUAAAUAAAUCGUAUUUAUGAUCUAAUUACUUGAUUAUAAAAUAUUAAAUUCUUAUAAUAAAUUCUGAUCCCAAGAAUCACUUUGUGGCAAUUCAAUGGAAAUUAUUGAAUCUUGAUGAGGAUAAGUUGGAUGCCACC
Apis mellifera (honey bee) is the source of this 2764-nucleotide messenger RNA. It is a transcript of the gene Cog2, whose product is annotated as conserved oligomeric Golgi complex subunit 2. The coding region runs from base 516 to 2630 and encodes 704 amino acids. The transcript has 13 exons. NCBI's taxonomy places the organism in Eukaryota, Metazoa, Arthropoda, Insecta, Hymenoptera, Apidae. Gene Ontology annotation, cellular component: membrane; COG complex. Gene Ontology annotation, biological process: Golgi organization; intra-Golgi vesicle-mediated transport; protein transport. The record is from RefSeq and is a predicted model, not a curated record.